UGUCCAACAUGGCGGCGGCGGGCUGCGUACUCCACAGAACCCUAACCCGGUCCCGGUCCAGGUCCGGAUCAAACCAGGAGUCCUCGUCCUCUCCCGCCGUCUGCAGGGACUUCCUGUCCGUGGUGGACCUGCAGCGCUACAGCAGAGACCAGGGCUCGUCCGUCUACUUCCCCCAGGCGGUGCUCAGCGGUGAAGACCUGUACGACGUCACACUGACGGAUGGCGACUGCCGGCUUCAGGUGACUCUGGAUCCUGGUCUGAACCGGCUGGUGGAGAGGAACGUCCUGCGGCCGGGAUCCACGCUACGCAACGCCACCUUCGCCCUCGCCAUGAGCGCUCAGCACCCAGCAUGCCCCGGGGCCUCUGCGGAGACAGACAGCUACCGACUGGAGAGAGCGGAGGUCAGAGGGGACGACGAGGACGAUGGAGACCGGAGGUUUGAUGUGGACGUGGACUCUCUGCCCUGGUUUGGAUCCUCAGAUGCUGCAGGUCCUUUGGUUCCUCUGAGAGCCAAUAGGAGUGUGUUUCUCCCUCAGUGGAACAAUGUGGACUACAGUGGGGAGGUGUGGAGGGAAGCCCCGCCCACUGAGGAAGAGGCGGCGCAUGGAGAUGAAGAGGAGGAGGAGGAAGAGCAACGACCUGCUGUGACGGUGUCGGAUCUGCGUGACCACUUCCUGUCUGGUCAUAGGGGCGUGGCUAGGGGCGCCGUCCAGCAUCGUCUGAUCAUACGCAUCAUCAACAAGUCACACCUGAUGUAUUAUGGGAGAACCGACCGAAACUGUGAAUGUCCUUAUAAGGCGGUGUUGGAGGUGUGCGACCGGACUGGAGGUGUGUGUGUGGUGCUGUGGAACAGUGUGUGUGUCGACUGGUAUCAUCAUCUGAAGCCAGGUGAUGUCAUCAGCCUGAGACGCUAUCGAGUCAAACGGCAUUACCAGGCUGAGCUGGAUGAUAUAGAGAUCAGCGUUAACAGCAGGAACCCUGCUGCUCAGAUAUCUGUUCUCCCAGAAUCCUCAGUUUCACCCGAGUAUCUCCCACCUGCACCAACCUACAGCUUCUACAACAGUAAGGAUCUCCUGGACCGUCCUCACAGCGCUGAGUGCGAUGUGAUUGGCCUGCUUACAUUCACAGGACGAGCAGAGCGAAUCAGGAGCAAGGAUGGUCGAGGGGCGGAGCUUUUAGAGUAUCGCUGGCUGCGAUUGGAGGAUGGGACCAGCGAUCAGCCAAUCCACGUGAAGCUCUUCUCCACGUCUCAACCUGAAACGCACCGCAACCUCCACCCGUUGUCUGUGGUCGUUUGUACGAGACUGAAGUUGAUCAAAUCUGCAAAUCAAAGUCACAGCUGCUGCUUCCUGACAAACACCAUCAACACUCAGGUGUACUGCACAGGACUGGGCCACCACUCAGAGAUGAGUUACCGUAAACUCCGGCCAGUACGCCAGUUCCUUCAGUGGCUGAGGAGCCAGGAUGACGGACAGGUGCUGAGCAGGGCUCUGAUUGGAGGAUUCUUCAUGUACCCACCUCCUCCGGUCACCCUGGAGACUUACAUGAAGGAUCGAAGAGGUGAGCCAGGUUUCCUCAGAGGGGCGGAGCUUCAGAGGGAGCUGGAGAGGCUCUGUUAUCGGGAGAGACGCACCUUCUGCAUCCAGGCAAAAGUAACCAUGGUUGCGUACAGCCGCAGAGGAGAGGAGGACCGCUCUUUGCUCUGGACGGACAGAGCUGCAUCUGGCUCCUCCUCCUUGUCCUCCCCUCGUCUCCUUACCACCUCCUCUCACCCGUCUCCCUCUCCGUCCCUCUCCUCCACUUCCUCCCUCCAGCCUCUCCCCUCCAGCCCUCAUUCCUUCAGACCUCCUCUCUCCCCCUCCUCCUCGUCUUUAUCUCCAUCCUCUCCGUCCUCCGCCCUCAGUCAGCUGGCGCCUCGUCCUGUGGACCUCAGAGCAGCGAAGUCGUGUAAGAGGAAACUGCUUCUUCAUCCUGACACUCCGAAGAGGAGACACCCGUGGGUCACACUACAGCCAGAACAAAACGACAACACAGUCAUCCUGUUCGAAGCCUCCAUGGAGUUUCUAGAAAACUCAAAUGCUGAUGAAGACGAGGACGACAGCGAUGAAGAUGACGCCUCGUCCUUCGUCACCGCUCCGCUCUUUCCCGACCUCCCAGCCGUUGCCGAGGAGACACUGCCGAUGCGUUACGACCACGCCAGCAGGAAGGAGCAGGCUGUCGUCGUGGCGAUGGGAGGGAGGGCGGACCCUGGGAGGUUUGACCCCGCCUUCGAUGACUACUACACACUGAGACUGAGAGCUCUGUCAGAUUCUGUGUCGGUCGACGUCGUCUUCCUCCCUCAUUCCUCUCCUCCCGUCCUCCCUCACCCCAACACCUGGACCUCCAUCUUAUCCCACGGGGCCUUCUCUUCACAUGGACCUCCACCUUCACCAGCUGACCUCAUCGUCUUGGCGUCCCAACUGACCAAUCAGAGGCUGGUGUGCGUCCUGGAGGCGUGUCACCUGGGGGGAACCAGAACUGAACUUAUCCUGAGCCGAGCGUUUCGGCUGCCCAGCUAACACACACACACACACACACACACACACACACACACACACACACACACACACACACACACACACACACACACAGACACAGACACAGACACAGACACAGAAACACACACACACACACACACAUACAAACACACAGAUGCCUGAUGGAAGUUUUUUAUAACUUAUUGUUCUUAAAGUUCAGAUAUUGGAUAAGUAUUUCUAGUUAUUUAUAACAACAGACACUGAGACACUUUACUAGAUGUUGUGAGUUGUUGUAAAAACAACACUGACUUCAUCCGCAGCUAUAUUAGAGUUUAUCCAGAAGUCAGUGGAACUCUGCCAUUGGUGUAAUACUAAAAUACUAUUAGUAGGAGUAUGUGAAGUAUUUGAGAACUGUAGAGAUGUUGUGUUUACGUAUGAAUAAUUUACGUAUUUAAAAGCAAAGGCCACAGAAUUGGUAUUAUUAUCAUUAUUAUAUUAGUAACAUCACUUAAUUUCAUCGGGUCAUAUAAAAUACUCAGUCAUUUAACAUAACACUCAACCAAUUGUUUAAAAAGUAUAGAAACAAUAGAAUUCAGUAUUUUACAUCUGUUUGUGAAGAGAAGGUUUAAUAGAGAAAUAAAGUCUUGAAAUUUACAGUAAAAAAAUAUUUUUUAACUGAAACUUGAUUUAAUACUAAUAUAUUAAUGAUACAUUUCAAACUCUGUAAAUUCUUAUUCUGACCAUGGUCGUGUUUUCAUGUUUCGUGUUCAGACACUUAAACUUCUGUGUGAUUCAAAAGAAGGGAAAGUUUUCUUAAAGUGACAUUUUAUUGCCAAAACGUUUGUGGUUGUCGCCACUGUUCGGACAUCUGGAUGUUUGUUCCUGUUGAUCUUU
Platichthys flesus (European flounder) is the source of this 3410-nucleotide messenger RNA. RefSeq names its product RPA-related protein RADX. Bases 9 to 2558 code for a protein of 849 amino acids. Gene Ontology annotation, cellular component: replication fork. Gene Ontology annotation, biological process: regulation of DNA repair. The record is from RefSeq and is a predicted model, not a curated record. Gene Ontology annotation, molecular function: single-stranded DNA binding. The transcript has 18 exons. Lineage: Eukaryota; Metazoa; Chordata; Actinopteri; Pleuronectiformes; Pleuronectidae.